AUGUCGCAGUUUUAUUGGCAAUUGCAAACGAAUACACAGGAGCAAGGAAAGAACGGUGCAAAGGACGGCGAUGAAUGGAGUUGUGUUGGGUUGACCAAUGAUGAUACCAGGGAAGAAUUGCAACAACAACAAUCCUGCUGGUGGGAUCAACAGAAUCAAAUUGGAAUGGAUCCAUAUAGCGCGGCAGCAUUUGAAGGUUUCCGGGCAUCUUCUGGUGGCGAUGAUCAUAUGAGAAGUUGGCAAACAUCGAUAACGCCCAAUAGUACCAGCGCAUUUUUCACUCAACAACAGUUGGAACAAAUUCCUGCGAAAAAAACGGCUUCACAUGAAAUUCAUGAACAGCAAAAUGAGCAAGUACAGUAUUCGUUUGGUAUUCAUCAACCAAUUUUGAACUUUGAGCAAAGCAUUGCCAACCAUAAUGCAGAAAAAGUGAUUGAUGAAAAAUAUAAUAGUCAGCAUAUAAAAAUGGAACUGGUUUCCGGUGAUGAUGCGGAAGAUAAUAUGGCGACAGAUACAUUGCAACCAGAAGAAAAGCAGCAAGUAAUAAGCGAGACUGAAAGCAAUGUACCAGUAGUAGCAGUAGCUCAGGUCGUCCCUAUGAUAGCAACAUCCAUUGCUACCGCGACAGAGACAUCGCUUACUGCUAAUGUUUUGCCCUCUAAUCAAACAUUCCCAGCAGCUAUUUCUUCUGCUGCAAACAUUGCCCGCGUUGGUCCUAUUUCUAAUCACGACUCCUUCGGACUCUCGGUGAAUCGUGUUGUUCCAACAUUGCAACCAGUCGUUCCUAACCCGCAGAUGCCUUCACUCGCAUCUGUUGCAAGUACUCGCAGUACUCCAUUACUAGUUGAAGAAACUGGUGAAACACAAAAUAUUGCUGCUAUCGAUGGGACAGAGGUUGCUUUGAACAACAUAUUUGUAACAAAUUCUCAACAACCAGAUGGUGUUAUGGCAUCAAGUGGAAGGCAGCAAUCUGUUAUAAACAGUGCUUCUAAUCAACUAAAGAAAGAGAUUGAUGUGGUCCCCAAUUCACUUCCAACUGACAGCAUCCAAGAGACACAACAGCAGAAUGCAUUGAGACAAAUUUUAACGAAGGACGAUAAGAAACAGAACACUGCGAUAUCAUCGGCAGAACAAUCCACGGAUUUAGCUGCACCUGAAGAUUCCCAUAGUAGAACUACUGAAAAGCAUAAGGAUUCAAAAAAUGUUCGAGACCGAUAUCGCAUUAUUCGCCAACAAUAUCCGGAAGUGAUCAGACGAUUGGAUCGUUUGAGAAUGGAAACUCAUAACUUGGAUUGUCGUCCGAUGCAGAAAGCUUCAUUACUAGAAAUCGACGAAAGUUCUCAUAAAUCGAUACCGAACAGGAAAUAUAAGAAUUCAGCAGCAAUUGGUUUUAAUUCCAACGUUAGUACGAAUUCGAAGAAUGUUGAACCGACGUCGGAUUCUCGACCUCCUUCCAAAAUGAAUCAUUCAUAUACGUUUCCCGACCGCAUGAGCUCUGAAGAUAGUUCUACAAAAAACGAUGUCUGUUACGGGGAGGACUUCGUCAAUUCACUUCGUCGAAAUCGCCAUGCUCGUACUCGAGAACAUGAUUAUUUUUCAUUACGUGGCACUAAAUCAGAGAUGGGCGAGAUAGGACCAUAUAGAGGUCCUGCACUUAUCAAGCAUAAGCAAAUGAUGCAGAAUACAUAUGGCUAUCAUUCUUCAGCCGGUUACCAGUACGAGUAUUAUCCAAGUGGCAGGCAGUCUUUGGGACCACAUCUUGGACGACGUGCAGCUCAUGAAUUAGCGAUAAUGUACGAUGAUCUGGUACGCCGACCCCCAUCUUCAUUCGAUGCGCCACAUUUGAAAUAUCAACAGUUAAAUGAAUUCGCUCAGAACUCUCAUCAAAAUGAUGGAGGGGAACAUUCGAUCUUAAGUGGGGAAGAAAGUAGUGGAAGUGAUAGUGAAAUGGCACGAAUCCAUAGUGAACAGGAAAUGGCACGACGAGCUGCUGUGGUGCGUCACAAUGCAAUGCAUUUCACAGCUCCAAAUGAGUUUUACUAUUUCGGUGUGAUACAGUUACCACAGGAACGCGUGGAGUAUAUAAUGCGCAGAUUGCCGCCACCUCCAGAAUACUUCGAACUACCUGCAAUAGAAAAGGCGGCUUAUUUGUUUUACUGUGCUCUAUAUCGUCAUCAUUAUAUCCCAGUGGAUUUGUUUCAUAAAAAAUUCAACCGAGAAUAUUUUAGCUACGUAUGUGAAGGAGAUUCAGCAGAAGUUGCGCUUUGGAAGAUCUGCAAACAUACACAAGAAGAAUAUAUAGCUAAGCGUUCUGUAAAUCAAUUGAAGGCCUAUGAAAUGUCCCAGAAACAGCUAUUCAGCGAUGAGCAUGAAACACUUGACAGCAGGCAAAGUGAACGGGGAAGCCGAUGCGAUGCUGAAGAUGACAGUGAUCAAGUGAGCAUUGAUUCUGCUGCUAAAGAACCGAUGAAAUUCCGUGUUCCGCAUUCAUUUCUAAGAUUUGGUGUCGGUGGGAAGGUAAUCAUGCUGAAUGUUCAGAAUUCGGAAAGUGUCAUAGAAAUACGUGAUCUGAAAAGUUUGUUUGGUAGUCAUAAUCUGCUGCGUAUUUCGAAUGCCAUUGAAUCAUUUCGAGGUCCUCUUAUUGCUGGAUUUACUCCAACCCAUUCCGUACAUCUUUAUGUGCAGCGUCAAAUUGAACUUAUUCUAAAAUCGGAAGCUUAUCUUUUAAAUCCAUCAAAUAGCUUAGAAAAUGACUGUCUUUUAAUAUGGCAACUUUUGGAAAUGCUUGUGCAGCAACAAGGGCGGGUAACGGGUCCGGAUUUGGCACGGUUAUUAAUGGCUGUUUGUGAUAUGUCGGAGCAGCAACGACAUGUCAAAGAAAAAUCAAGCCUUCGUACUUCUGCAAACUUCAAUGAACGUUCUGUGGAUCCCAAGGCAUAUGAUCGUUUCACACAACUUCUUCUAGGCGGGCACAUUAAAGAAGCUCUUGAAAGUGCGGUGAGGGAUGGACUGUAUUCGGAUGCAAUGAUUCUGGCACGUCGUAUGUGUUCCAAUGAACCGCAAGAACUUGAAAAAAUCGAAGCAAACUUUUUGUCGCAUCGAUCAGAAUUAAAUCCUGUAAUGACCCUUCUUUCAGUUGCGAAUGGACAACCGGCUCCGGUUUUGACAAGUCCACCGAUGGAUGAAGCCAGUAGCUGGCGUUCACAUGCAGCUGUAGUGCUGGCCAAUUUAAAUACUCCAACAGCUCUUGGAACAGUAUACCAACUUGGUUGCGUACUUUCUCAUCGUGGAUUACAUGCUGCGGCUGAUUUUUGCUUUCUAGCAGUCAGCCUUUUGAUACCUACCUAUAAUCCAUUCGAACCGGUACCUAGGAGCGAAGAUACGAAUGCAGAUGUUCGUCGGCACAUAACACUUAUUCAUGCGACUUUGCCAACAGAAAUGAAUUUCGGAUUUUCAAAAGGCUUCUCGAUAAUAGAUUUACAUGCUACGGAAAUUUUUCAAUAUGCCACAAAAUUGGCCAACAAUGGUAUUCCAAUGAAUUUCAACGCAUCAGUUGCAUAUCAGUUGUCUCGUCUGGAUUAUGCAGAAAUGGUUGCGGAAUUUGGGAAUUCUUCGAGAGACGCUUUCCGAUACUGCGUUGAAAUUGCGAAGGAAAUUUGGGACAGACGUCAUGAAAUCGAAAUCGAACAACUUGAACGGCUUUACGAACUUGCUGAGCGUCUGAAAUUUGUGGCAUCCACAGAUGCAAAUAGUACGGUCUGGCUUCCGGCUUUGCGAUCUUUCAUAGAUAAGCAGCAAAAAGUAACUGAUGAAAAGAAAGUAGUACAAGAUGAUGUUACGGCAGUUGUCGAUCAUGAUACCGAAAGUGUUGGUCUAGUCAUGGCACCAGAACUAUCACCACAAACCAAAACGACUGGAAAUUUCUUUGAAAAUGGUGUCCAGCAGAAUGACUUCGCUAAUACAACAGUAUCAUGCUCUGAGACGAUUGAAAGACAUAUUGAACAGGAAGCAGUUACGAUUUUAGCAGUCCCUGAUAAGCAGAACGAAACAGAAAAUCGAAAGCCUGGAAUUAACGAAUGUCGCAUGCAGACGGGACAACUACGAGAAAUGGAUAGAACAUGCAGUAAUACAAACGCAUCGGUAAAUACUUCUCAAUACACCACACACCUUCCAGUCUUGUCAGCUAGUGCGAAACAUUCUGCGGAAGGUGGCAUUACAACUCAUGCAACAACUGUUUCGCCUCCGUUGCUGCAACCUAAAGAACAAAUUUCACAUGAAACAUUGCAAAGUUAUUAUAAUGAUGGUACCUAUAAGUGGAAAUUCUUGAAAAUGGAACAGCAAACUGAUUUGAAAGAAGCAGACAGCGAAGUAGCAGUGGAAUGUACAACAGAUAGCACGUCUACAAAUAGUCAUGAAAAUACUCCCCAUGGAAAGGAAGAAAGAGUCCCAAACAGAAUGGCAUCUAUUCUAUCAACAGAAAACCAGAUUAAGGGAACAUUACAAUCUGACCACAUGCCACCAGCAACCCUAAAUCCAGGCGCAAAUCAAUACCCAAAUUUUAUAACAGAACCUUCGUUUUCUUCCCAGCAACAGUCAGAUAUGGUUAAAAAGGAUGAAAAGACACAUAGUGAGGAGAAAAUUGUAAAUGAUCAUCGUCAGAAUUCGGGACUAUUUUCAAAGCUAAAAGCAACGAUUGCAAAAGCAAUCCCAUCAAGCAAUGAAAUGAUUCUUCCCGACGACAAACAUCCAUCGAUUAUAUGGGAUCCGAAACUCAAUAGGUAUGUUGGUGAAGGAGUUGGGGAAGAAUCUGUCCCGGAACCACCACCGUCGGUUACACCAAGUUCGGAAAACGUACAUGGGUCGACACAUGGUAACGUUGGUGGAUUAGUUGCUGCUCGACUAAGUGGUGGGUCGAGGUAUUUCAACCCACUCAUUGAAACAUCAUCUUCAAAGCCGGCGACUCAUGCUGUCCCGGUUUUGCCGCCAGUACCUGCUCCUGCCAGUUUUGGCUUUAUACCCUCAAUGCCUGAUGAUAACGAAGCAUCCACAGAAAGUCCGUUCAGUGUUCAUACUGCUUUAUUGCCAAAGGAGGCUGAAAUUGCUGAAUAA
Messenger RNA from Cercopithifilaria johnstoni, 5109 nucleotides. The record is from the annotation of a GenBank genome assembly. NCBI's taxonomy places the organism in Eukaryota, Metazoa, Nematoda, Chromadorea, Rhabditida, Onchocercidae.